GCAGUAAUACUUGAAAGAACUAGUGAGUCAUGGUGUGAUUUUUAUACAUUCACAGCCUGACAUCCGCCAUGUUGCCAGCUGGACGACUCGGAAGUGACUCCCCUCCAAAGUCCGUAACAUUGCAGACACAGGGGCUGAAUUGCACCCUCUGCCUGUCAAAAUUGCUUGCCCUAGCAAUCGCGGCCGUCAGAUCUCCGACUCCGUUUCUUUCCGUGGCGUCUUCUAACUUUACUAGGGAUUCUUCUCCCGUUGAUCAGAUGAGCCAUUUCAUCGAGCAGAUGCUGUUGAGGGAUCAACCGUUGGAGCUCGAGCAGCCCCGGGAGGAGCGCCUCGAGCGGUGGCGCCGCGAGCAGUUGCGCUUCAAGCUGUCGGGCCUCGAGCUGUUGCGCCCCGUGCCGUGGCGCCGCGAGCAGAUACUGUUAAAGUACGACGAGCCGUUCACCAAGCAGAUGCUGUUGAAUUUUCGUGAUCGCUCUCUAUCUGAGCUGAAGCAGGCCUGGGGCUCCCUAUCCGAGGAUGUGAUUCCACAGAACUUUAAACUCAAUCAUCCUCCCAUCUGGCCACGUUUGAGCUUCACGGGAUAUCCGAUUGGUAAUGUUGUAAGGAAAUCUGUUAUGGAAACUAUAGUGGAUGAUGUGUCUGAGCAGAAGUCGGCAUUCGACUCCCUAUCUAAUGAUGAGAAUUUCCAGAAACAAGUGGCUGAGGUUUUGAAAUACUAUUGUGGUAGGGAAAUUCCACAUAAAAGUUCCAUCGGUAAUUGGCCAUGCAGGGGUCUCAGGAAGGAGUUUCCUAUCCUUACAGGAUCUCAGAAUAUCGUCAAUGCUGUUGUCCAAAUCUUGCUGGCCAAGGGUUUGGGCAAAAAACGAAUUGUAGUUGCAACUAGGGAUGGCCAACAUGGCCUUGCAAUUGUUGAUAUAUGUGCAAGGCAUUUGCAUGCUGAGGUUAGCGCAGUUGAUCCAGGUAUGGAUUCUAAAUCAGCAGCUAUAUGGGAUUGGGUUACUAACAUUGAGAUAACCCAUUAUAUCCUGGGAUCUAAUGCCAUGGCAACUGGAGCUAUGAGCUACUCAGUACCAGAUGAUGAUGAUGAGCCGGAGCUUUAUUCCACUCAUGCAGGGACGGAUUGCGUUAGAUGCCGUCGUUGUGGUUCGAAUAUGAGCAGACAACAUCAAGAGUAUCACAACCAGCUACAUCAUCAAUCCGCUGGGGCUAAGUUGGUCCUCGGAGCAGCUGCUUUUACCACAAAAUUUUGUACGCUGACUAGAAAUGUGGAAGGAUUUACCGACCACUUUUCAAAGUCGUGCACCUGGCUUUCAUCCAUUUUUGACGAAGCGGACGGUAUCUUCGCGGUGCCCGGAAGCCUUGGUGGGUGGGUCAACAGAACAAGACUUCCACAAAUAUGUGAAAAAUGGAAGAACGACACGGGAAACCUUGCUAGUGUUUCUGAGGUUGUUUCGAAGGUUGUGCACGUUCUGAGAGGAGUGGCUGAUGAGGCUGGUAGGCUAGCCAUCAAGGCAAAAAUGGCAAUUAUACCAGCGCGCGUUGCAGCAGUGCGCGCUGCAGCAGCCCGCCUUGGCGCAGCCGGCACUGCAACUGCUCCAGCCGCUAUCGCUGACGACUCCUGAGCUCAUGAGUCUGAAGUUGUCCUUGACCUCUGGAUUUUUAUUUUUUUGAACAUGGUUGCAUUGUUUGGGAAGGAGGGAAUGGGUUGGUCUCGAAUUCAAGGUCUAUGAGAAGUACUCUGCAGGGAGCUUCUGCUUGCUCCAUCCAGGAGUUCUCCUUGACCUCAGGAUUUAAAAUAGUAAAUCUUUGUGUAGCCUAGUAGUCUAGGCAUUUCAUGAGUCUUGAGGUUGUCUUUGACCUCAGGAUUUAAAAUAGUAAACCUUUGCCUAGCCUAGUAGUCUAGGCAUUUUAUAAGCUGAUUGUUUGAGGGGCAUUUGUCAAGCCCAAUCUCAAUCCUUUCCUUCUCCAAAAUUGCACUUGUUGAGGGGCAUCUGUGACCGGUAGCGCAGUCUUUGA
Messenger RNA from Rubroshorea leprosula, 2016 nucleotides. Lineage: Eukaryota; Viridiplantae; Streptophyta; Magnoliopsida; Malvales; Dipterocarpaceae. The record is from the annotation of a GenBank genome assembly.